Molecule: messenger RNA, 5578 nt
Organism: Hippocampus comes (tiger tail seahorse)
Lineage: Eukaryota; Metazoa; Chordata; Actinopteri; Syngnathiformes; Syngnathidae
Gene: ppfia1
Product: PTPRF interacting protein alpha 1
Exons: 33
Coding region: 1135-4884 (1249 amino acids)
Biological process (GO): synapse organization
Cellular component (GO): presynaptic active zone
Molecular function (GO): protein binding
Source: RefSeq, a predicted model, not a curated record
UACCGUUGGACACCAAGUAAAUAUUUUAAAUGCUGAUGUCACUUCUUUUUUAUUGGGGGGUGGGGGGCUGUCAAGAAGAAGCAGAGCGUGGCAGCUUCCCCCCUCCUCUCCUGUUGUCAAGCCGAGAAAGGCUCCCCUGCCGUGGACGACCAGGCUCAUGAAAAAGCUCGCGACCGAAAGGCCACCAUUGGCUGUCCCGACUGCCCAAGCUGGCAGGCAGUCGCGUCAGGGAAGGACUGGACUGACAGACGCUAACGUGGAAAUAUCCCCCAAAGGAAAGGAUAUAACAUUGUGAACUCGAACAAUGGGAUUUUAUGCGACUUGUGGAUUUCCCAGCUCGACGAAAAUUAGCGUUCAACGUUCUCUGGAAGUUUGAGAGUUGAUCCCGAUGUGGUGACGCUACAGCUCGGAGUCGACGGAAAGCUAAUGUUAGCCGACGCGCUAACAUUACUUGAGCGAUUAAUCGUUUUUGUCUAGUUUAUCGUCUUACUUCGGUAUUGUAAGAACGUAUCGACACAUUAGACUAUGUCUGGCACAUAGACCCGAGAGCUGUUGGCAUUUGAUCAACUUUUAGCUAACUCCGCAUCGUUAUCUCGGCGAAGUUAGUCUUUCCAACUAGCAAACGUUAGCCACGUAGCUGGCCAGUAGCUAACGUUGACUAACUGUUGACUCCAAACGGAUUUAAAGCCAAAGAAUUUAGCUUUAAAAUAAGCCGAGGCUAGUGAGCGCACAGCUGUUUCCACGUCACAUUGCUUGCUGUAUAGUUUGCUGUCUACAUGUUUGAAAGCGAUAAAUCCACCCUGAAAAGGUUUACUUUUUAAAGUCGUUGUUUGUUUGAAACGUAAGGAAAACACUUGUAGGUAUGCAAUCACUGAAUCAAUCACCAGUUUACUUGCCUAAUGCUAGCUAGCUCUGUGUGAGUUAGCCAGCUGAAGUUGGAAUCCUGCCUCCAAUGGGCUUGCUUUGAGGCCUUGUCUACAGUGGAAACAUACCCAAAGCCUUAAUACACACUAUUCCACCUUCUGAGAGGAGUAAAUAUUUUAAUGUCUGGGUAUUUGGCUGUUCCCCUCACGACCUGAAAGGAGUACCUGGACCUCGUUUACCUGCCACUGGGGAAUAUUGUUGAUUUUAAAGAUGAUGUGUGAAGUGAUGCCCACCAUCAGUGAGACGGAAGGACCGAAUGGAGGAGCUGGUACAGGUCGUCGAGGGUCCGGCUCCCCAUUACAGUCAGACUCUGAAGGUCAUUUUGAGUCUCUGAUGGUGUCCAUGUUAGAGGAGAGGGAUCGUCUUCUUGAGACUCUGAGAGAGACUCAAGAAAAUCUGAGCUUGGCUCAGGGUAAGCUGCAUGAGGUCGGCCAUGAAAGGGACUCUCUUCAGAGACAGCUCAACACUGCUUUACCGCAGGAGUUUGCAGCACUAACAAAGGAGGUGAACAUGUGCCGGGAACAACUUCUAGAAAAGGAGGAAGAGAUUGCAGAACUGAAAGCUGAGAGAAACAACACACGGCUCCUCUUGGAGCAUUUGGAGUGCCUGGUUUCUCGUCACGAACGUAGUCUGAGAAUGACAGUAGUGAAACGGCAAGCUCAGUCUCCUGCUGGAGUCUCAAGUGAAGUGGAAGUCCUCAAAGCCCUUAAGUCACUUUUUGAACACCAUAAAGCCCUUGACGAGAAGGUAAGGGAGAGACUGCGAGUCGCCUUGGAAAGAUGCGGUGCUUUGGAGGAACAGCUCACCAUGUCACACAAAGAGUUGGCUUACCUCAGGGAGCAGAGCUGCCAGAAGAGGGGAUUGGCAGAUGGGACCAGUGAGGUCAACCACAACUCUGAAAAUACACCAAGCACGAAUGGAAAGCGGUCAUCUGAUGGAUCACUCAGUCAGGAGGAUGAGUCGGUUCCUGCUUUCAACAAGGUUGGAGAACUUCAGGAGGUGGUGGACCGUCAGACCGCUGAUCUGGGCCAGAUGAAGGAGCGCAUGGCUGCAAUGGCCUCCCGAAUCAGUGAGCUAGAGGAAGAUCUGGAUAUAGCGAGAAAAGACCUCAUAAAGUCUGAAGACAUGAAUACACGAUUACAGAGAGACAUCAGAGAAUCUAUGGCUCAGAAGGAUGAUAUGGAAGAGAGGAUCACCACUCUGGAGAAGCGCUACCUAGCUGCUCAGCGGGAGGCUACGUCCGUCCACGACCUGAAUGACAAGCUGGAGAAUGAAGUAGCUAACAAGGAGUCCCUCUUUAGACAAACUGAGGACAGAAACCGGCAGCUUCAAGAGAAACUGGAACUAGCUGAGCAGAAGCUGCAGCAGACUAUCCGCAAAGCAGAAACUCUGCCAGAGGUGGAGGCUGAGCUAGCACAAAGAGUAGCAGCCCUCACAAAGGCAGAGGAACGCCAUGGUAAUGUGGAAGAGAGAUUGAAGCAGCUGGAGGCCCAGUUGGAGGAGAAGAACCAGGAAUUGCUCAGGGCAAGGCAAAGAGAGAAGAUGAAUGAGGAGCACAACAAGCGUCUCUCUGAGACAGUGGACAAGCUCCUGUCUGAGUCCAACGAGAGGCUCCAGCUUCACCUUAAAGAGAGGAUGUCUGCUCUGGAGGACAAGAAUGCCCUCAUAAGGGAACUGGAGCACACCAAGAAACUGAUUGAGGACUCUCACCAUGAAAAGGAGCAGCUAUUGAUUCAGAUUGAAACGUUGAGGGCCGAGAAUGAACAGGGUAGGAGCAGAAGCAACUCAUUAUUACAUGGUCGAUCACAGCUGGGAAGUACCCCAGACUUCAGGUAUCCAGUGUCUGCUUCCUCUAUGAUGGACAGUAACUCAGACCACUACGGGAGCGCUCUUGUAUUGAGGCGGCCCCAAAAAGGAAGAGUAGCAGCGCUUAGAGAUGAACCAUCCAAGCGUCAUGUGCAGACUCUUAAUGAGCAGGAAUGGGAGCGUGUCCAACAGGCCAAUGUGCUUGCUAAUGUGGCCCAGGCCUUUGAGAGUGAUAUGGAUGCCUCAGACCUGGAGGAGGAUCGAGAGACGAUCUUCAGCUCUGUUGACCUUCUGUCCCCUAGUGGUCAGGCAGAUGCACAGACUCUGGCCUUAAUGCUGCAGGAGCAGCUUGAUGCCAUCAACAAUGAAAUUAGAAUAAUUCAAGAAGAGAAGGAAAACACAGCCAUCCGGGCUGAGGAAAUUGAGUGCAGAGUGGGCAGCGGCGACAGCCUUGGAGGACGUUUCCGCUCAAUGAGCUCCUUGCCGCCUUCACUGUGUGCAGGCUCUCCUAUUGGCAGCUCUCCUCCAGGCUCUGGACACUCAACACCAAGACGUAUUCCUCACAGCCCCCACAGAGAAUUAGACCGGAUGGGUGUCAUGACCCUGCCUAGUGACCUGCGCAAGCACCGCAGGAAGCCUGCUCAGGACGACAAAACCACUAUCCAGUGUGAGACAUCACCCCCCACCACUCCACGCUCUAUGCGCCUCAACAGGGAAGCAGGUCAUGCUGCCAGCCACGAGGACAUAAGAGACAUUCGAGGUCUUGGCGUGCAAGAUGGGCAGGGUAGCAACCCCAGCAGCAGUAACAGCAGCCAGGACUCUCUCAACAAGGCAGCCAAGAAGAAGAGCAUUAAGUCUUCCAUUGGACGCCUUUUUGGGAAGAAGGAGAAGGGCCGACCUAGCAUUCCUGGAAAGGACUCUCCCAGUCAAGCUGGAACUCCUGAAGCGGAGAGCUCACCUAAGGAUGGCUUAGGAAUGGGCACCCUGGGGGGCCCUGCAGAAAAGAACAGAAAACUACAGAAGAAUCCAAAGACAGGGCACGAACUCUUAGAUGAGGCGCGCAGGCAGGGCCUGCCUUUUGCCCAAUGGGAUGGACCAACCGUUGUCGUUUGGCUGGAGCUAUGGGUAGGCAUGCCGGCCUGGUAUGUCGCCGCCUGUCGUGCAAACGUAAAGAGCGGAGCCAUUAUGUCAGCACUUUCUGACACCGAAAUCCAGCGGGAGAUUGGCAUCAGCAACCCAUUACAUCGUCUGAAACUUCGUCUUGCCAUCCAGGAAAUCAUGUCACUCACCAGUCCUUCUGCCCCUCCCACCUCCAGAACGACCACAGGAAACGUUUGGGUCACACAUGAAGAAAUGGAAAGUUUGGCAGCUACACCGCCCACGGAGGACGACGAAAGUAGCUGGGCCCAGACACUGGCGUACGGAGAUAUGAAUCAUGAAUGGAUUGGUAAUGAGUGGCUUCCCAGCUUGGGUCUGCCACAGUACCGCUCGUAUUUCAUGGAGUCUCUGGUAGACGCCCGCAUGCUUGAUCACCUUACCAAGAAAGACCUUCGCGGACAGCUGAAAAUGGUUGACAGCUUCCACAGGAACAGUUUUCAGUGUGGAGUAAUGUGUUUAAGGAGGCUCAACUAUGACCGGAAAGAAUUGGAGAGGAGAAGGGAAGAGUCUCAGCUGGAAUUUAAUGAUGUGCUGGUGUGGAGCAAUGAGCGUUUGAUUAAUUGGGUUCAGGCUAUUGGGCUGAAAGAGUACAGUGCCAACCUCUAUGAGAGUGGUGUCCAUGGUGCACUGCUCUCCCUGGAUGAAACCUUCGAUCACAACACCCUGGCACUACUGCUGCAGAUUCCCACACAGAGCACUCAGGCCAGAGCAACUCUUGAGCGGGAGUACAACAGCUUGCUGGCCAUUGGUACCAACAGGAGGUUGGAAGAGGACGACGACAAGAACUUCCGUCGAGCUCCGUCAUGGAGAAAGAAGUUCAGGCCCAAAGACAUGAGGGGGAUGUCUUUGGGUGUGUCAGACACUCUGCCUGCCAAUUUCAGGGUGACCAGCAGCAACGCCUCAUCUGCCUCCACACAGCCAAAGAGGAGCCCAAUGGAAGGAAGCCAGUCUAUACAGAGGCUGGACACUGCUACUGUCAGGACCUACUCUUGUUAACACAAACCUCACACAACGUUUAUCCUCAUUAUUUCUAUAGGUAACCGUUGGUCUGAAGACGAAGGGGAAUUCCCUGCUUUCAAGACCAGGAUGAUGAACUAACAGAUUUUGUUUUAAGGACACAAAAAAUAUAUCCCAUCACAGAGAGAGCUCUCACUCACCGAUCUCAGUGUCCCUAGAGGAAACUGUGUCGAUGUAUCCGCAUUUGUUAUUUAUGUAAACCAAUGGGACAGUUAUAUGAUUUUAGGAUAUAGUGUAAUCUUAUUGCCUCAAUCGCUUUCAACUUUUUACAUUUCCUUACUGUGCUCUUCACCUCUCAGAUUUAUGUAACUGAAUGAUUCAACUGUCUGGAGUUUGUAUAUUUCUACCAACAGACAUUUUAUCUAAUCUUUUUUUAUAAUCUUUAUUUGAUCGGAUGUAUUUUUCUUCCUUGUUGAUUUGAAAUAUAAUCAAUGGUUAAGUGACUUGUGAUAUAAUUUAAUUCUGUAUCGUUACCCCCCUUUUUUUUUUUUUAACUGUUCAAGUUUUUGUCGCAUAUUACUUGUGUUUUUAUUUGUAUGGAAAUGCGGCUGUUAAGUAGGUCAGCGAGUGUGUGAAUAUCAGAAACUGCUGGAGACCAUUUUGAAAACUGCUCAACACUGUGACCAUCACCAUUAAAAUAACUGCUGGCAAGCCAGGUGAUGUUGACAACACA